ACUUUUAAAAGUUAAGCAAUUAAGUGCUGAAAAGCAGAUUGAAUAUUGGGAUACUGAUAUUAGACGGGUUAAAGUCUUAGGUAAUAAGUUGGUUGACAAAAGAAAACUAGCGGAAGUGCUUAACCGCACAAGAGUAGGGAUAGUGAGUUUUUAUCUGCCUUGUCCGGGUUGCCAAAGAAAACAAACUCUUUAUUACGCUUAUCGGUUAGGGAAAUUUGUUUGUGAAAAUAAGGGUUCUUGUAAUCUUUCUAUUCUCUACUCUGUCAAAGGUUUAGCCAGAUUAGAAACAAAAUAUAAAACCUUAUUUGCCAAACAAAAUAAAGAAACCUUAACCAAGAUUAACCGCCAAAUA
Molecule: messenger RNA, 352 nt
Organism: Racocetra fulgida
Lineage: Eukaryota; Fungi; Glomeromycota; Glomeromycetes; Diversisporales; Gigasporaceae
Source: the annotation of a GenBank genome assembly